Urocitellus parryii (Arctic ground squirrel) is the source of this 1095-nucleotide messenger RNA. RefSeq names its product calcium voltage-gated channel auxiliary subunit gamma 2 (gene Cacng2). Gene Ontology annotation, molecular function: channel regulator activity; voltage-gated calcium channel activity. The record is from RefSeq and is a predicted model, not a curated record. Gene Ontology annotation, biological process: positive regulation of synaptic transmission, glutamatergic; regulation of AMPA receptor activity; neurotransmitter receptor internalization. NCBI's taxonomy places the organism in Eukaryota, Metazoa, Chordata, Mammalia, Rodentia, Sciuridae. Gene Ontology annotation, cellular component: postsynaptic density membrane; voltage-gated calcium channel complex; AMPA glutamate receptor complex.
GUACUCGCACCCUCACACACACUCUCCUGAGAACCCGAAGUCGGUUGGGUGUUUAUAUAAUGAAGAAUUAUGGGGCUGUUUGAUCGAGGUGUUCAGAUGCUUUUAACCACCGUUGGUGCUUUCGCUGCCUUCAGCCUGAUGACUAUAGCUGUGGGGACGGACUACUGGCUGUACUCCAGGGGGGUUUGCAAGACGAAAAGUGUCAGUGAGAAUGAAACCAGCAAAAAGAACGAGGAAGUUAUGACCCAUUCUGGGUUAUGGAGAACCUGCUGCUUAGAAGGGAACUUCAAAGGCCUGUGCAAGCAGAUCGAUCACUUCCCAGAGGAUGCAGAUUACGAAGCUGACACAGCAGAAUAUUUCCUCCGGGCUGUGAGGGCCUCGAGCAUCUUCCCAAUCCUGAGCGUGAUCCUGCUCUUCAUGGGUGGCCUCUGCAUCGCAGCCAGCGAGUUCUACAAGACCCGGCACAACAUCAUCCUCAGCGCCGGCAUCUUCUUCGUGUCUGCAGGUCUUAGUAACAUCAUCGGCAUCAUAGUGUACAUAUCUGCCAAUGCCGGGGACCCCUCCAAGAGCGACUCCAAAAAGAAUAGUUACUCCUACGGCUGGUCCUUCUACUUCGGGGCCCUGUCCUUUAUCAUUGCCGAGAUGGUCGGGGUGCUGGCGGUGCACAUGUUCAUCGACCGCCACAAACAGCUGCGGGCCACGGCCCGCGCCACGGACUACCUCCAGGCCUCGGCCAUCACCCGCAUCCCCAGCUACCGCUACCGCUACCAGCGCCGCAGCCGCUCCAGCUCGCGCUCCACCGAGCCCUCGCACUCCAGGGACGCCUCGCCCGUGGGCGUCAAGGGCUUCAACACCCUGCCGUCCACGGAGAUCUCCAUGUACACCCUCAGCCGGGACCCCCUGAAGGCCGCCACCACGCCCACCGCCACCUACAACUCGGACAGGGACAACAGCUUCCUCCAGGUCCACAACUGUAUCCAGAAGGAGAACAAGGACUCUCUCCACUCCAACACAGCCAACCGCCGGACCACGCCCGUGUGAAGGGCCUGACGGGACGGGCGGGCGGCGGGCAGAGGGGCCCGCGGGCGGGGAGGG